Messenger RNA from Microthlaspi erraticum, 2952 nucleotides. NCBI's taxonomy places the organism in Eukaryota, Viridiplantae, Streptophyta, Magnoliopsida, Brassicales, Brassicaceae. The record is from the annotation of a GenBank genome assembly.
AUGGCCAAAUCUCGGGCGGUUGUGGAGCUAACUGCCCGUUUCGAUCUCGGCGGCGACAAUAAGAUCCGAGCCCUGACUCUCUCCCCUCACUCCGAUUCCCAAACCCUAGUAUACGUCGGCACCUUCUCAGGGUCCCUUCUUCUCCUCUCCAUCGACACUUCAACUAAUAUCGUCUCGCGUCUAGGGAGUGUAUCGCUGAGCGCUUCUCCAGUUGAGUCUGUCUUUGUGCUCGGCCAGGAAAGGGGGAAAAUUCUAGCUCUCUGCAAUGGUUACUUGUUCUUGGUGGAUUCGCUUCUAUCUCAACCCGCCAAGAGAUUGGGUGGUUUAUUAAAAGGGAUCAAUGUGGUUGCUAGAAGAGUGAGAGGACGCGACUCGUCGAGUACUGACUUGUUCCCCGCCGAGAUUUCGGCUGAUUCUAGCUCGAGCAAGAAGUUUCUUCAGUUGCUUGGCGCUGGGAAUCGGGUGAGCGACGUCAGAGGUAAGGAUUCUCGGCAUGAGGGAGUCGAUCAAGGUCAUUAUGUUUUCGCUGUUGCCAUUGGUGAGAGGAUGCUGCUGAUCGAACUUCAGUGUGAUGAAAAAGACGGGUCAGGUGCUUCCUUUGUUGUGUUGAAAGAGAUUCUGGGAAUUGGUGGGAUCAAAACUUUGGUUUGGCUCGAUGAUUAUGUUAUUGCGGGAACGGUGAAAGGGUAUAGCUUGAUCUCGUGCGUCACUGGUCAAAGUGGAGUGAUUUUCACGUUGCCUGAUGUCUCGGGUUCGCCGCUGCUCAAAUUGUUAUGUAAAGAGUGGAAGGUGUUGUUGCUGGUGGACAAUGUUGGAGUUGUUGUGGAUACAAAUGGUCAGCCUAUUGGAGGGAGUCUUGUGUUUCGGAGGAGGCCAGAUUCUGUUGGUGAAUUGUCUUUCUAUUUGGUGACUGUUGGAGAUGGGAAAAUGGAAAUACAUCAGAAGAAGUCGGGUGCUUGUGUGCAGUCGGUUAGUUUUGGUCCUGAAGGAAGCGGGCCUUCGUUUUUGGCUGCAGAUGAGGCAGGAGAUGGAAACCUUGUGGCUGUUACUACACUGUCAAAGCUUGUUUUUUACCGGAGAGUGCCUUAUGAAGAACAGAUUAAAGACCUCUUGAGGAAAAAGAGAUACAGAGAGUCCAUCUCUCUGGUGGAGGAGCUUGACUCAGAGGGGGAAAUUUCGAAAGAAAUGCUUUCUUUUCUUCAUGCUCAGAUAGGGUAUCUGCUACUGUUUGAUUUGCGCUUUGAGGAGGCAGUGAAUCAAUUUUUAAAGUCAGAGAGGAUGGAACCUUCUGAAGUUUUUCCUUUUAUCAUGCGGGAUCCUAACCGGUGGUCUUUGCAGGUUCCAAGAAACAGAUAUUGGGGACUGCAUCCUCCACCUGCUCCUUUUGAAGAUGUUGUAGAUAAUGGGUUGAAUGCCAUCCAGAGAGCCAUUUUUCUAAGAAAGGCGGGAAUGGACACUCCGGUUGACGAAGAGUUUUUCUCAAAUCCUCCCAGUAGAGCUGAGUUAUUAAACUCGGCAAUUAAAAACAUUACCAGGUACCUUGAGGUAUCACGUGAGAAGGACUUGACUCACCCAGUAAGAGAGGGAAUAGACACACUUCUAAUGCUUCUGUACAGAGCAUUAAACCGCGUUGAAGAUAUGGAGAAUCUUGCAUCUUCUGAUAAUAACUGUGUUGUGGAGGAGUUGGAGACUCUUUUGAAUGAAUCUGGACAUCUACGGACACUUGCAUUCCUAUAUGCAAGUAAGGGGAUGAGUGCAAAGGCUCUUGCUAUAUGGCGUCUCUUUACGAAGAAUUAUUCAUCUGGUCUAUGGCAAGACUCAGAUGACUUGGUGCCUUAUAUACACGACAACGAGCUCAUUAGGUUAUCUGGUAAAGAGGCUGCUGCCGCAGAAGCAGCCAGGAUUCUUGAGGAACCAUGUGAUCCAGAACUGGCAUUGCAGCAUCUUAGUUGGAUCUCAGAUAUAAACCCAUUGUUUGCUAUCCAAGUCUUGACGUCAGAGAAAAGGACAGAAGAGCUUUUACCAGAGCAAGUGAUCCAAGCUAUUGAUCCCAAAAAAGUUGAAAUCAUACAAAGAUACCUCCAAUGGUUGAUUGAAGAUAGAGACUACAAUGACCCGCAGCUGCAUACAUCCUAUGCUCUCUCACUUGCCAAAUCAGCACUUGAGUGUGUUGAGGUUCAAAAUGGUAACCAAGAAAUUGAUGCUGGAGGCAGAGAGGCACAUGAUUGUAAUGUUGGAAGUGUUUCAUUGUUUGAAAGUGACGUGCGGGAAAGGUUGCAGACCUUUUUGCAAUCUUCAGAUCUAUAUGAUCCUGAAGAAAUCUUGGAUUUGAUUGAAGGAUCAGAACUGUGGCUGGAAAAGGCUAUCCUAUACCGAAGGAUAGGGCAGGAGACAUUGGUCCUCCAAAUUCUUGCUCUGAAGCUUGAAGAUUGUGCAGCUGCAGAGCAAUAUUGUGUAGAAAUUGGACGACCAGAUGCAUUUAUGCAGUUGCUAGAUAUGUACCUGGAUCCUCAAAAUGGUAAAGAGCCAAUGUUCAAGGCUGCUGUUCGUCUUCUCCACAACCACGGGGAGUCUCUUGAUCCCUUGCAAGUUUUGGAAAAAUUGUCUCCUGACAUGCCCUUAAAACUGGCAUCAGAUACAAUUUUGAGAAUGCUAAGGGCUCGAGUUCAUCAUCAUCGCCAAGGCCAAAUCGUACACAACGUCUCUCGUGCAUUGGAUGUAGACUCAAGGCUGGCAAGGUUAGAAGAAAGAUCACGUCACGUGCAGAUAAAUGACGAGAGUCUCUGUGAUUCCUGCUAUGCCCGCCUAGGAACUAAGCUAUUUGCUAUGUACCCUGAUGAUACCAUUGUCUGUUACAAGUGUUACAGACGCCUGGGUGAAUCAAAGUCAGUAACGGGCCGUGACUUCAAGCGAGAUGUUCUGAUAAAACCCGGUUGGUUAGUGAACCGGUAG